Molecule: messenger RNA, 3054 nt
Organism: Oldenlandia corymbosa var. corymbosa
Lineage: Eukaryota; Viridiplantae; Streptophyta; Magnoliopsida; Gentianales; Rubiaceae
Source: the annotation of a GenBank genome assembly
AUGGGAAAGUCUAUUAAUCUUUGCUCCUUUGUCCUCUACAUUGUCUCCCUCUCCAUACUUUACUUCCUCCCAGGGAUAAAGGCACAACAAGGAGGAGGACAAGAAGAGCCUUAUGUUGGUGUGAACAUUGGGACGGAUGUUUCCAAUUUGCUUUCCCCUGCGGACCUAGUUUCCUUUUUGCAGCAGCAGAAAAUUACACACGUCCGGCUUUAUGAUGCUGAUGCUGAUAUUCUCAAAGCCCUUGGUAAGACCAAGAUUAGAGUCAUUGUUAGUGUGCCUAAUAACCAGCUUCUGGCUAUUGGGUCCUCCAAUACAACAGCUGCCUCAUGGGUAGACAGAAAUGUGGCUGCAUAUUAUCCAGAAACUUCCAUCAUAGCCAUUGCUGUUGGUGAUGAAGUGUUGACAACAAUCCCCAGCUCCGCCCCUUUGCUUGUUCCUGCAAUUGAAUCCCUCUACAGUGCUUUGGUGGCUGCGAAUUUGCAUACCCAGAUUAAGGUUUCAACCCCCUGUUCUGCCUCUGUUGUUUUGGACCCUUUUCCACCUUCUCAGGCAUUUUUCAAUCAGUCUUUAAGUCCUGUCAUUUCAGAGCUUCUGCAGUUUUUGUCGAGAACACAGUCACCAAUGAUGAUGAAUUUGUAUCCUUAUUAUGUGUUUAUGCAGAACAAAGGAGUUGUCCCUUUGGAUAAUUCAUUGUUCAAGCCAUUGACACCUUCUAAAGAAAUGGUUGAUCCCAAUACCUUGUUGCACUACACCAAUGUGAUUGAUGCUAUGAUUGAUUCUGUGUAUUUCUCUAUGAGGAAUCUAAAUGUCACAAAUGUUUCAGUAUUGGUUACUGAGACUGGUUGGCCAUCCAAGGGGGAUUCCAAAGAGCCUUAUGCUACUCUUGACAAUGCAGAUACUUACAAUUCCAAUUUGAUUAAGCAUGUUUUUGAUCGUAGUGGGACGCCCUUACAUCCCGAGAUCACUUCUAGUGUUUAUAUAUAUGAGUUGUUCAAUGAGGAUUUGAGAUCGCCACCAGUUUCUGAGGCUAACUGGGGGUUGUUUUACGGCAAUUCUACUCCGGUUUACCUGCUUCAUGUCUCUGGAAGUGGUACAUUUUUGGCUAAUGAUACUACUAAUCAAACUUACUGCAUAGUCAUGGAUGGAGUCGAUUCGAGGACACUUCAAGCUGCAUUGGAUUGGGCAUGUGGACCAGGGAGGGCAAAUUGUUCAGAGAUUCAGCCAGGGGAAAGUUGCUAUCAGCCUAAUAAUGUGAAGAAUCAUGCUUCUUAUGCAUUCGAUAGCUAUUACCAAAAAGAAGGAAGGGUCCCUGGUUCUUGUGACUUCAAGGGUAUGGCCAUGAUAACAACCACUGAUCCAAGUCACGGGACAUGUGUAUUUCCCGGAAGUAAGAAGAUAAGCAAUAAAACUAGCCAGGAAGUGAACUCAACACAAGCUAGUAAUGCCAUUGCUGUAAGAUUCACUGGCUUCCAUGCAGAGCAGCAGCAGCAGCAGCAGCAGCAGCAGCAGCAGCAGCAGCAAGAAGGUUUGCAUUUGUGGAUAGAAGAGAAUGUAGGGUUGUAUUUGUUCCAUAAUCUUCUCCUUAAUCCUGUGUAUUUUGUAGCAAGUAGCGCUAGCUAUCGAAACUCCUGGUCUUGUUCAGUCUGCACUUUUAUCAACCCUUCACCUUCUUCGUCGUCUUCUUCAUCCCAGAAACCCAAUUGCCAAAUUUGCCUCUCGCCUCAACCGUCGUCCUUGUCGUUGUCAUCGUCGUCUUCCCUCACCAAGCCCAAAUGGUCGUGUAAAGCUUGCACCUUUUUGAACCCUUAUGAAAACACCAACUGCGAUGUUUGUGGGACCAGGGUUUCUGCUUCUCUUCUGUCCAGUGUUGAGGUUGAUGAUAGCGAGGUUGAUGGGGUGGGGUCCGGUGUUGGCAAUGUUUUCUUGCCUUUGAGGGCUUGUAGGAACAAUAGUAGUAUUAGUAAUAGUAGUGGGAAAAAGGAUCAGGGGAAAGUUCUGGAGGAGAAUUCUGGUUCGGACGUUAAGGGUUUUGAUCAGUCUGGUUUUAGGGGAUUGAAGGCUUGUGGGAAUAGUAGUAGUAUCAGUAGUAGUACUAGUGGUAAGAAUAAUAAGAGGAAAGUGAUGGAGGAUUCGGUUGCGGACUCUAAGAAUCUUGAUCAGUCUGGUGGUGCUGGUUGUAGCGGAUUGAAGGCUUCUUUGAAGGAAGUUGAAUCAACGGCUGACAAAAACAGUAUCCAUAAGCCAUUGAAGGUUUUGAGUUAUAAUGUUUGGUUCCGGGAAGACUUGGAGAUUCACAAGAGGAUGAAAGCUAUUGGUGAUCUUAUUCAGCUACAUUCCCCUGAUAUCAUAUGCUUUCAGGAGGUUACUCCAAACAUUUAUGAUAUUCUCCAGCAAUCCAGCUGGUGGAAGUUGUACACUUGUUCUGUAUCAAAUGAAGGAGCAUUUACAAGAGCAUACUUCUGUAUGCAGUUGUCCAAACUCCCUGUGAAAUCCUACUGCUGUGAACCUUUUGCAAAUUCUAUAAUGGGACGAGAACUGUGUAUUGCUCAAGUGGAUGUUCAAACAGAUACUCCUUUGCUAGUAGCAACUACUCAUCUUGAGAGCCCUUGCCCAGCCCCUCCUAAAUGGGAUCAAAUGUUCAGCGAGGAACGUGUUCUUCAAGCAAAAUAUGCCAUCAAACUUCUGGAGGAAAAUCCCAAUGUUAUUUUUUGUGGUGAUAUGAACUGGGAUGAUAAAUUAGAUGGUGCAUUUCCUUUGCCUGAUGGAUGGGUUGAUGCUUGGGUGCAACUUCGGCCUUCAGAAAAUGGUUGGACAUAUGACACCAAAUCCAACAAGAUGUUGACCGGCAACCGGACUCUACAAAAGCGCCUGGAUCGAUUUGUUUGUAAUUUACGAGAUUACAAGAUCAAUGAGAUCCAGAUGAUAGGGAUGGAUGAAAUUCCUGGACUGUCACAUUGCAAAGAAAAGAAAGUGAAGUCGGCAAUAAAGAAAUUGACGCUUCCUGUUUUACCUAGUGAUCACUAUGGCUUGCUUUUGACAAUCUGCCCCCGGUAA